Messenger RNA from Racocetra fulgida, 166 nucleotides. The record is from the annotation of a GenBank genome assembly. NCBI's taxonomy places the organism in Eukaryota, Fungi, Glomeromycota, Glomeromycetes, Diversisporales, Gigasporaceae.
AUGAUUGAAUCAACUGCUGCUUAUCGUGUAGGAAAAAAAUGUCGUGGUUGGCAAAAUGGCGAUGCUGAAGAAUACGCAAUAAAAAGAUUACAGGGAAAACCUAAUGAAACUAUAGAGUUUGUUUCUUUUAACCAAGAACGUCCGAAUUUAAUUCGUAAAGAAAGAG